AUGCAGCCUUCCGCUGCCACUGCUUCCAUGACAGACCCUUUAGCCGUGCUGGACCCCACAGGACACUUUGCAAAAAGAAAGAAAACUUCUCUUUGGUUCACAGUCUCUCUGUUGGUAGUGUCUAUUUUCAUACUGACCAUAGGCCUUGCAGCUACCACAAGAACAGAAAAUGUAACUGUGGGAGGUUAUUACCCAGGAAUAAUUCUUGGCUUUGGAUCCUUCCUAGGGAUUAUUGGUAUCCAUCUGGUAGAGAACCGGAAGCAGAUGCUGAUAGCAUCCAUCGUGUUUAUCAGCUUUGGAGUGGUAGCAGCUUUCUGUUGUGCAAUUGUUGAUGGUGCGUUUGCAGCACGACACAUAGAACCUAGGCCUUUAUAUACUAAACGGUGCCAGUAUUAUUCAAGUGGAGUAGGAUUCUUAUAUGAUGUCUACCAGACAGAGGUGACAUGUUAUACCUUAAACAGCAAGUGCCAGCUAAAAGUGAAGAGUAAUACAUGCUAUUGCUGUGAUUUAUACAACUGUGAAAACUCAGAACACUCUAUCAGCUAUUAUGAGUUCCUUGGCGUGAACAGCUGUCAGGAUGUGGUCCACUUGUACCGGCUGCUCUGGUCCUCCGCUGUCUUGAACAUCAUUGGAUUGUUUCUUGGUAUAGUCACAGCAGCCAUACUUGGGGCAUUCAAAGAUGUGGUACCCAUUUCGCAAAUUGCCUUCAGCUCUGGUCCUCCACCACAGAUUCUUUACAAUCCAGCUCAGCAGAUUUUGACAUAUGCUGGCUUUUGUCCUUCUGCCGCAGCUGUGCCUCAUUAUCCUUCCUAUCAUUUACCCCUUCAGCCUACCAGCAAUUUCCCAACUUCAUCAUCUACUGAUAUUUCUUUAUCUGAUGAUACCCAGCCACCAUCUCAGUCCAGCUCUAACUACGGCCUGCCUCCCAAUGCCCCUCCAUUAUAUACACCAACAUAUUUCCUGUCGGGUGAAAAGCCUCCACCGUACGUACCAUAACCAAGACAUCAAUAUCAACAGAUAGCAGAUUUUAAAAAACAGAAACACCACCUUGGCAAAAAUGUUUGCUGCCCUACAUAGUGGGCUUUCAAGAAUGUCAUUUCAAGUGACAUGGUAUUUCUUAAUUUUAAAUCCAAACACUUGUCAGUAAGAUAAUGAAUGCAAAAUAGGCAGGUAUACCUGCUACAGCAGUCAGUCAAAUAUUGCAUGUAGUCAGGUUCAACCUCCUUUUUAGCUAACGUGCAUUCCCUCCCAUUAUCUUAACACAUACACAGCAACUAUUUUUUAAGCAGAACCAGGUUCUGGAAAGCCAUGCACAGCAAGGUAAUGGCUGCAUUUGGAUAUUAAUGAUAAACUGUGGUUUAUCAUCAUGGGAAAGAACUAGGUAAGCUUUGAGCUCAUGCACUCUCCACCCUCUUCAAGUGUGGCUGCAAUUAAUAAAGUUGGAGCUUUGGUUUCCAUUUUUAGUUAACCACAAUUUAGCGUUGUCUGAAUCCUAAAC
Messenger RNA from Rhineura floridana, 1498 nucleotides. It is a transcript of the gene TMEM255B, whose product is annotated as transmembrane protein 255B. The record is from RefSeq and is a predicted model, not a curated record. The transcript is spliced from 9 exons. Bases 1 to 996 code for a protein of 331 amino acids. Lineage: Eukaryota; Metazoa; Chordata; Lepidosauria; Squamata; Rhineuridae.